AUGGAGGAGACACCAUACACUUGCCGACAAACACUGAAAACGCCCGCACCGAUUUCAUGUCUGGCCAAAGGAUCAUCGGAUCAUUUCUUUGCAGGUUCAGAUGACGGAUCUGUUCGCGUAUAUAAUCAAGAGACUUUGAGGGUCGUGAAGGCUAUCAGAGGUUUGGGAGAAGUAUCGUCCGUUGUAUGCAUGUCGCACAAUGCAGGUGGCCUCGGGGACAUAUGGGUCGCGUCCAAUUGUCAUGCUCUACGGUUUACUAUGGACACGGAGAAGAUGAUCCUUGCGAAGGCUGACGCGACCUUGAUGUUGGAACUUGGUGCCGACGACGACGACAUGGUGAACGAGCUCUCGCUCAACCAAAAAAACAGUCAACUGGCAUUUUGUCUGGACUCUGGCACAGUCGGUGUCGUUGAUCUCUCUACGAAACAAAUAUCACGCCUGAAAACAAGUCACGACAAUAUAUGUGGAACUGUGAAGUUCAUUCCCGAUCGUCCCAGUGAACUUGUUAGCGGUGGAUACGACUCUAGGCUGUUGCAUCACGAUUUUCAUCAAAGGACUGUAUUGUCGCGAUUCGAUAUAGGGACGUCUCCUCUGCCCGAGUCUUCAGGUGUUUCAAUGUCUCCGCCAUUCAUAUUGUCGUCUGCCAUGUCACCAUCUGGGAUCUUGGCUACGGGAACCGCUGACGGACGGGUAUGGAUUGGCACCGGCGGAGAGAAAAUGUCAGGAGUGUCAUCUGGGACGUCUAUGAAAAAGAAACGGCGGAAGUGGGAAGGAUUGAAGCAAGAUGAAGGCUUCACGGCGGAUGUCGGACAUGGCCCUAUCACUGCUCUGUAUGGACAUUCAUCGGGCCUCGCACACUUUUCACAGUCCACAUUGAUGGGAAAAGUGACCCUUCAUGAAAUUGGUGGCCCAACUGCGGAUGGGAAGUUGGAUAUAUUUCCAAAGUGGACGAAGGCAACAAUUAAUGUGAACAAGGUUAAUGCGAUCGUUGCCACAGGGGGCUUGAUUAUCAUCGGUGGGCUGAGUGAGAAGGGAGGAGGCAUGAUAGAGGUUUGGGAGAAGGGAUUAAAAUCGGGUGAUGUAUGA
Suillus subaureus is the source of this 1086-nucleotide messenger RNA. Its product is annotated as WD40-repeat-containing domain protein. Lineage: Eukaryota; Fungi; Basidiomycota; Agaricomycetes; Boletales; Suillaceae. The transcript has 7 exons. Gene Ontology annotation, molecular function: protein binding. The record is from RefSeq and is a predicted model, not a curated record. The coding region runs from base 1 to 1086 and encodes 361 amino acids.